UCAGUUCUACAAUUGAUAAGCUAUGUUUUUGAAUUGAAGUUGGAAAACAUCUUGAACAUUUUAAAACUAUUGUAUAGUUUCAAUCAUUUUAUUUAAAAUGCUUGUAUGUUAUACAUCCUUGCUAUUUCUAUUUUGCAGUUUACUGUCAAACAGUAAUGGCCAAGAUAAUUGUUACUUUGAGAAGUGCUAYGAUGAUAAAACAAAGAAGGCACUACCCUGCAUCACACAGGGUGGAACUAUAUCAUUGGAGAGGAAUGUCACAGUUACAAAUACUUGUGGAGAAAAAGAAAGAGAAAAAUACUGCUAUCUAGCAGUCAAUGGGAAGUGCGACUAUUGCGAUGCAAAUAGCCCAAGUGAAAAUCACCCUGCAAGAUACCUUGUAGAUAGCAAUGACGAAACUUGGUGGCAAUCCCAGAGCUGGCAAGACACAAACAAAGCUGGUUUAACAACAACGAAAAGCCCACUCAAAGUGAACAUUACUCUUUCAUUCGGAAAAAGCUUCCUUAUUUCAGGACAUGUUCAAGUCAAAUUCCAAUCUGAUAGACCUAAAGCCAUGAUAAUUGAGAAAUCUAUUGACAAUGGUCAUACCUGGGAGAUUAUGCAGUACUAUGCCAAAAGGUGUGAUGAUUUUUAUAAAAUGUCCACUGAGAAUUCAGUUGAUACAGCUGACCCCUUCAAAGUUCAGUGCACUGACAAAUAUAGUCGUCAGUAUCCAAGAGCAGGAGGUUUAGUCAAGUACAAAGCAACAGACCGCUAUACAUUAUGUAGCUUCUUUGACACGAAAACUCAAAAAGGACUCCUUGCAACAAAUGUAAGAGUACGUCUGGAAUAUCCGGCGACUGAUGGCUUGGAAAGUCACAGUGUAAGCAGUAUGAACAAGUAUUAUUACUCAAUCUCAGACAUUGAGGUGACUGGUCAAUGUUUUUGCAACGGUCAUGCACGUUUUUGCACUGGUACACGCAUGAAUACGGUGUGUAAAUGUCAACAUGAUACUAUGGGCAAAGACUGCGAGCUGUGUAAACCAUUGUUUAAUAACCGUCCAUGGAUGACCGCUAAYAGAACCCAUGCCAAUGAAUGUCAAGAGUGCCAUUGCAAUAACCGUGGUACGAGUUGUAAAUACAAUGCUACCCUUGGUUAUGGUCUAUGCACAGGAUGUCGUAAUAACUCUGAGGGAGAUCAUUGUGAAAAGUGUGUAGACAAGUACUAUAGGGAUCUCAGCAAACCAUUGAACCACACUGAAGCCUGUACAGCAUGUGACUGCUUUCCGGAUGGGAUCAUCAACAAUGGAAGUUGUCUACAAAAUGCCACGUCAACACAAGAAAUAGGACAGUGUUCUUGUAAGCCAAAGGUGUUUGGUAGAAGAUGUGACCAAUGCAAGCCUGGUCAUUGGGGAUUUACCCUACCCCCCAGGGGAGAGUGUCGAACAUGUAACUGCAGCAUUCUAGGCACUGGUGGUGGUAGUAUAGAGUGCAAUCAAUUAACAGGCCAGUGUAAUUGCAAACCAUCUAUUGAAGGUCAAUACUGCAAUAAAUGCAAACAUGAAUACUAYAGAUAUCCAAGAACRCAGGGAGAAGGGUGCAGAAGGUGCCCAUGUGACUUGGGCGGGGCUUACCCUGGCUGCCAUAAGGAUACUGGAGCAUGCACAUGCCGACGUGGCAUUGAAAAUCMACGCUGUACUUCUGUUUCCUCUSRUACMUUUGUUCCCAUGGUUAACUUCAAUAUGAUUGAGGCAGAGUCGACAAARGUUCCUGUCGAGCUACGUACCCCUGCAGUAGCUGGAUUAGGUACAGAMUUCACAGGAUAUGGUUAUGCUAGCUUGAUGCCACACUCCAAGAUUCWUUUUGAAAACAUUACGGUCAAUAUCAGUYACAAUUACAGUGUUGUGGURAGAUAUACUGCAGCCGGUCAGUGUACACAUGGUCAAGUWAUKCUUAAYRURACAGGUCCAAACCUUAUGAAAGAAGAAACAAUUCCUGCUUCAAUGUUGCAGAUUGGAAGGGGUAAAGCAGGUAUCCUUUCUGAUCUUGUCCACAUGGCUGAUKAUGAAUAUUAUAGCGUAAYGUUGGGUUUCAAUGGUUCCAGCGAUUGUAAAUUAUGGAUUGAYUCUUUAUUAUUUGUUCCUGAUGUCAAUACAACCAGAAUGUACACCAUGUCUAGUCAACUCCACAAGGAUACCCUUCAGCAMUGYAUUGUAUCGCAAUCUGCAUUGUCAACMGUCGACACUGCUCCUGCUAACUGUUCAAGUCUUUUAUUCUCUGCUUUCGCUCAGAUUUACAAUGGUUCUCUUGAAUGCGAUUGCAAUCCACAUGGAAGCAUAAAUAGUUCAUAUUGCAUGGCAUAUGGUGGUCAGUGUCAGUGCAAGCCAGGUGUCAGUGGAAGGACAUGUGAUCAUUGUAUGAAUGGCUACUAUGGGUUUUCCAGUUCUGGAUGCACAAAAUGCAGUUGCAAUGUUGCUGGUUCCCUCAGUUCUGUUUGUGAUGCCAAGACAGGGACAUGCAAGUGUAAAGAUGAUGUGACGGGUGCAAACUGURACCAAUGYAAAGCRAACUACUUCAAUCUUGAUGCCAAUUAUAAGCAGGGUUGCCAGGCUUGUUUUGCUUAUGGYCAUGCCACUAGUUGCACAUCUGCCUGUGGUUUUGUGGAAAAUGUCAUUAAUUCCAACUUUGACUCAAAUUCUUCAGACCCUCUUCUUGGCUGGAAGACUACAGAUGCCUUUGGUAAUAUUGUUAAUGUUAAUGAAUCCUGGAAUGAUGGUGUUAUUGUCCCAGCCUCUGUGUCUGUAACAUACCUGUCUGCACCCAUGAGAUUUCUGGGAAACAAAUUGUGGUCGUACAAACAGAAAUUGGAGAUUGAUAUGUCCAUAGAUUCCACCAGUCCUAAUUCUUCAAUCACAGACUUCCCGGGAAUCAUACUAAAAGGGCGAGAAGUCAACUUCACUCUACCUCUCCUCCCUACUCCAUCUAAGAACAUUAYGAAAUAUUACAUCAUUCUAGACGAGCAUCAUGUGACAUCACCAACAAAAAUAACGUCAUUUGAUUUCCAGUCUGUAUUAACUGAGGUCUCGUCACUUCUUGUUCCUGCAACAUUCUACACCCACCCCCAUGGUCAUGUGACUUUUAGGAAUAUUUCGUUGACCCAUGCUGUGAAGAAGAAUGAUGUAUGUGUAUCAGGACAAGUGACGUUUGUAGAAAAUGCUACUUGCCAUGGGAAUUACACUGGACUCUCUUGUGAAAGAUGUGCACCAGGGUACAAGCGAGAAAUCCCUAACUCUAAUCCAUUCGGCAAAUGUGUUCUAUGUUCUUGUAAUGGACGCAGUUCAGAGUGUGAUGCGCAAAGUGGAAACUGUACAAACUGUCAAGUGGGGACACUAGGAGACAAGUGYCAGUAUUGUGAAAAUAAUGUCAUGGAGCCUAAUUGUACAGAAUGUAAAGSCGGCUUCUGGGGAUUAUCAAGAUCUGGUUGUAAAGGCUGCAGUUGUCACACACCUGGAACGUUGUACAGUAACAGUACRGUGUGUGACAAAGUCACGGGGCAGUGCGCAUGUAACGCAGCAAUGAACGUAGGUGGACGACGGUGUGACAGGUGUAAAGAGAAUUCUUACAAUGCAUCUGUGGGAAUCUCUGAUUGYCGGGAAUGUUCUUCCUGUUAUGCGUUCCUUCAAAMSGACGUCCAUCKACUGCGACCACAGGUAGCCCAACUCACGGACCUAAGCAUUCAAUACCAACGYCAUCCCGUCAUGCAACACCARAAGACCUUCRUUACCAGGCUUCGUGAAAUUGUACACAAGGUYCGGGAAYUGAUGAUGAAAGUCUCAGAUGCCGCAGCCAAUGACAGCUCCUUCAAAGUCAAAUGGGAGGAGCUUGAGCGACAGGUCGUCGUCUUGGAAACCAAAGUGAACGUCAAUCUAAGUUCCGCUGUCAAUGCAUCAUCAGAAAUCAGUGCGCAUGUGCARRCCAACCACGARACCAUUAACAAGACGAUAUCCCAAAUAUCCAAAAUGCUGAAUGAUGGCUAUCAUCUGCUUGUCACGUCUAUCGAACAGCGAGUUAAUGUUGUUGAGAAUUAUUUGACGAUUAUGAAUUCUACUGAUUUGGAACUAUCCACCUUACAAAUAGAAUCCCAAAGACUUCUCAAUCUAACUCUCYAYUAUAMCUCAAGCAUUCAUAGCGGUAUUCAAUACUCCGUAARCCGAGCUAACCAGGCCGGUGUACAUGCUSAAACUGUACAGAAAAGUCAUGAUCAAUUUUCUGCUACUCUCCAUCCUCUCCGUAUGAAUUGYACGGCRACGAAAAGCCUUGGUGAACAAGCAAAGAAAAUGGCUGAGCAUCGACUGARAAAUGCUACAUCUGUACUGAAURAAACACGGGUACUUUAUCGGCAAGCUAGCGUUGCGAAUCCGGAUAACUCCAAGACUAUUGAAUCCCUCAACRCUCACUCUACAAAGGUUGCUACAUCUAGUKCAAACUAUGCUAACCAAUCAGUGUUUUUCUGGUCUUCAAGCAUCAGUGUUAUUGACCAGGUUUACGCGUCAAUUCAACGUGCGCGAGAACUGGUAAUGACAUGCAAUAUCAUUGAACAAAACGUUACCGAGCAACGUACAAGUGCGGAAUUAGCCCAUCAGAUUGCAAUGAACGCUACUGAAUUGGCCAAUAAGAUUCACAAAGAGGCCUUACGUAAGAGAGAUAUUUUGAAGAACUUCAAAUCAGUGUCUGAAGAGGCUGCGUCACGAGCGAACGAAUCAUUGGCGAAGGCUGGCCGAAUUGAGAUUGRACUCAACGAAGUUCUAACGAACGCAACGUCCGUGAAUGCGUCGAUACACGAUGCAGUCGUUGAAUCAAAACGAGCUGUAGAUCUUGCAAUGGAAGCAAAGAAACGUKCUGAGCAAGAACUGGAGGCUCUUGACAAAGCUUUAAAACGCGCUGAACGCCUGAAAAACGAAACCGCAGCCCAAGAGGAAGUCAUUGCAAAUCAAACUGUUCGCGAAUACAUUCGAACUGAGAUCGAACCAGUUGAAGCACUCUGUCAAAACGUAUCAACCGCUGCUGAGAAAAUAUCUACGAAGGCUUCCGAAGCGUUACGACAAGCCAACGAAACAGACACGAAGAGCCGACAAAUAAUAGCCAAAAUUCACMAAGCGUCAAACGACAGCACAUCAUUGGCCCUGUCUUCUAGUGGCAACAGUUUGCAAGCCUUAGAGAGAGAGGUAGCUCGAGUAAGGCAACGAUUUGUCAGUUUAAAUCUAGAACCUAGUAUCAAUCAGCUYASAGCAAAGCUACACGAGCAUAAAGGCAAGUACAAAGAGUAUAAAGCCAAAAARGACARUUUAAGAGCACAAAUUAACGAGUUCAAAAGGAUAAUGGUGACGUUUAAGGAUAUGAGUUGUUCCUUUCCAAUCCCCCCUUGAAAAUGUAUUUGUCCGUAUCUUUUGUAUUCAGUAAAGUAGGUAAUGGAAUCGUGUAGUAUGAAAGUUCAUUUAAGUGGAAAAAGAGAAAAAAGGUUUUCUCAUUUUUCUAUUUUUUGUUAGAAUUCUAAGUUCAUGUUUCUGCUUGGUUGGUUUAGUUUUUGGUUUAGUAUUGUACAAGAAUAUCUUAAUCAACCUCACUUUGACCUCAACGAGGCAUCACAAUAAUUUUGCGUAACAUAAAGCGUUAUGACGAGUCGCGCAAAGCAUCAAGGGUGGUACCAACCCUUCUCUCCCAUGACAAAUCCUGGUCAAGCCUUUGUAAAGUCUACUUUGCUACUCUGCAAAUUCUAAUUCAUUUGAAAUAUUCUUGUGGYAUAGUGUUAAUAGAUUAACGAGGCGACGAGGUAGUGUUCAUGUAGGUAAAUAUUCUAUCUUGUUCAGACGUUAUAUACCGUAACCACUUUUUAAAACAAGCAUCGGAUGAUUUAUUAAUUUCAUUGGRAAAAAAACAUUACAAAUCGGUGUGUUGAUCUUGAUAUACAGAAAUAAAGAAACAGUUUAACAAGUUAUGCCAUGAAUACAUCUUCCUUGAGGUGGGGUACAUUAGGGGUUUGUAGUGGGUUUUUUUAGGCGGUAUUCGGAACAAUGUGGUGGUGCGGAUGAAACAAUUUGUUUGGUUGCAGUGUUAAUGUAUCGAGGUCAGGAUGAAUGUCACAAUUUUUCAGUCUAUUUUACAUAUCUUGCGAUGUUAUGAUAUG
Exaiptasia diaphana is the source of this 6162-nucleotide messenger RNA. RefSeq names its product laminin subunit beta-2. Gene Ontology annotation, molecular function: extracellular matrix structural constituent. The coding region runs from base 98 to 5404 and encodes 1768 amino acids. The record is from RefSeq and is a predicted model, not a curated record. NCBI's taxonomy places the organism in Eukaryota, Metazoa, Cnidaria, Anthozoa, Actiniaria, Aiptasiidae. Gene Ontology annotation, cellular component: basement membrane. Gene Ontology annotation, biological process: axon guidance. The transcript has 15 exons.